This is a messenger RNA of Amborella trichopoda, 1547 nucleotides long. RefSeq names its product GDSL-like Lipase/Acylhydrolase superfamily protein. The record is from RefSeq and is a predicted model, not a curated record. NCBI's taxonomy places the organism in Eukaryota, Viridiplantae, Streptophyta, Magnoliopsida, Amborellales, Amborellaceae. Gene Ontology annotation, molecular function: hydrolase activity, acting on ester bonds.
CCUUGGGCACCCUACGUCCCCCUUCCCCAGGCCCCCUCACACACAUACGUUGUUUCCAUGUAUGGAAGCACAUCUCUCUCUCCCACAAUAAAUAUACAAAGCAACCCCAACCACUAAUGACCCCCCAACCCCCCACCUCCCCCUGUAUAUGACCACCCUCUCCAUUUCAUCAUAGAACACAUUAUCCACCAUCAGAGUUGCUUCCAGCACCAGAGGAAGAUAAUGGACCGGCUACUUCUACUCACUCUCCUCAUCACCACCACCCUCCCCCUCUCCACCUCCCUUCCCUCCUUCCCUCAGUGCUUCUCCAAAAUCUACGCCUUUGGCGAUUCCUACACCGACACCGGCAAUGCCAUCCCCCCGAGGCGCCCAUAUGGCGAAACUUUCUUCCAGCGCCCUGCAAACCGCUACUCUGAUGGCCGCCUGAUGCUCGACUUCGUUGCACAGUCUCUUGGGCUCCCUUUCGUACCUGCUUACCUCAACAACUCUGCAGAUUUCAAAAAUGGCGUCAAUUUUGCAGUUGCAGGAUCCACUGCACUCGAUAGCGACUUUUACUCGAGUAGGAAUCUUAGUAUAAGUUUUCUCAGUCCUCAGUCACUGCAAAACCAGUGGAACUGGUUCUCCCAAUUCCUGCAGGCACAGUGUAGAGGCGCUCAUGCAAAAGAUGGGUGCAUUGAUGACAGCAUUCUGUUUUGGGUCGGAGAGAUCGGCGCCAACGAUUAUGCAUACACCGCUGGAACAUCGGUCUUGCCCGGCACUGUGAGGGAGCUCGCCAUCCUCAACGUGGCAAGGCUUGUAGAGGGGUUAAUCAAGAAGGGUGCCAAGUACUUGGUUGUACAGGGGCUUCCAUCAAUAGGCUGCCUACCUCUCUCCAUGGUCCUAAUGAGCUCCACCAAGGAUGACAUCGGGUGCUCCGCCUUUGCAGACAGGCAGAGCCAACUGCACAACUCACUUCUGCAAACCAAACUCGAGGAGCUUAGGCAGCAUUACCCCAACACUGUUAUUAUCUAUGCAGACUUCUCUGGCGCCCACCGCACCAUCAUGCAAAACCCCCAAGCUUAUGGGUUCACGGAGCCCUUCAAGGCCUGUUGUGGUGUAGGCGGGCCGUACAAUUUCGAUCUAAUCGCCACUUGUUGGACUGACAAUGUGAGCCCUGUGACUUGGCAAAGGGCCAGUGCAUGUCCAAACCCUGAGAAAUAUGUGAACUGGGAUGGGGUUCAUAUGACUGAUGCGCUGUAUAGGGUGGUGGCCGACCUCAUUUUGAACCAUGGCUACUCUAGGCCACCUUUUCCCGAGUUGUUUAGUAGCAAGGGUUGUGUGAAUUGAAGUCUUUAUAGGCUUCAUGUAGCCUUAGCCAUAGAAUAAACUAGUCUGAAAAUAGAGAUCCUUGUUUGAGGAUACAUAGUGAGAAGGGAUCUUUAAUUAUACAGCAGUAUAAGGUAGAUAUCAGUUUUAUAGGGAUUUCAUGUCUAAGCAUACUCUUUAUAUUAAUAUGGGGUUUAGCCUCCUGGCUUAAUGGUUAUGACCAGCUGUUCUAUUUUCCUACA